Ipomoea nil (Japanese morning glory) is the source of this 2031-nucleotide messenger RNA. Its product is annotated as aspartic proteinase-like protein 2. Bases 218 to 1699 code for a protein of 493 amino acids. The transcript has 10 exons. Gene Ontology annotation, molecular function: aspartic-type endopeptidase activity. NCBI's taxonomy places the organism in Eukaryota, Viridiplantae, Streptophyta, Magnoliopsida, Solanales, Convolvulaceae. Gene Ontology annotation, biological process: proteolysis. The record is from RefSeq and is a predicted model, not a curated record.
CAUGUUCAUGCACUUGUGGCAUUUUCUUCUGUCCAUAGCGUUAGCAAAUACUCACUCGUAAAAGUGAACAAGCAGCCGAAGCACGCUUUCUGCUUUACAAUCAACCACCGAGCCGAGCGAUUCAGCAAAUUCUCCCUACAAAUUUCUGAUCUCAUGUUCUAAUUCCUUCUUAUUUUGUUGGGCACUACGAUACAGAAUUUACCCAGUAUUUGAGGGCAUGGCUGGCGUGGAGUUCUUGAUGCUGCUGUCAGUGAUGGCGGCAGCCGCCGUAGCCCUCCCGGCGGUGAAGGAUGCCUCCGGGACAUUUCCGAAUGGGGUCAUAACUUUGGAAAGGGCUUUCCCGGCGAACGAGAAGGUGGAGGUCGAGGUGGUUAGAGCUCGGGACCGGUUAAGGCACGCUCGAAUGUUGCAGAGUCUUUCCGGUGGCAUCGUCAAUUUUUCGAUUGCGGGGUUGGCGGAUCCAACCUUCGGUCUUUAUUAUGCCAACGUCAAAUUGGGGUCUCCACCGAGAGAAUACAAUGUGCAGUUCGACACUGGAAGUGACCUCCUGUGGCUUGCAUGCACUUCCUGCCAAGGUUGUCCAAGGAGUAGCGGCCUUGGGGUCGACCUCAACUUCUAUGAUGCUGCCAGCUCAUCCACUGCUUCACUCAUUUCUUGUUCGGACCAUAUCUGUUCUUCUAUUACUCAAACAGCCUAUGCCGAAUGCUUUUCUGAAAGUAAUCAGUGCGGUUACUCAUUCCAAUAUGGAGAUGGAAGUGGCACGGCUGGCCAUUAUGUAUCUGAUGUGCUAUACUUUGACAUGGUCAUGGGUAACUCACUGGUCAUGAAUUCUUCAGCACAAGUAGUUUUCGGGUGUAGUACCUCACAGUCGGGGUCUCUGACUAAUGGAUAUAGAGCAGUUGAUGGGAUCUUUGGGUUUGGCCAACAGGGCCUUUCUGUUAUAUCACAAUUGUCAUCACUUGGGAUUACUCCCAAAGUUUUUUCACAUUGUUUGAAAGGAGAAGAAAUGGGUGGAGGGAUUUUGGUUCUUGGUGAAAUUUUGGAUCCAAGAAUCAUUUAUACACCCCUCGUUCCAUCACAGCCUCAUUAUAAUUUAUAUAUGCAGAGCAUUUCUGUGAAUGGGCGAGUAUUGCCUAUUGAUCCGGCAGUGUUUGCUACAUCCGGAGAUCGAGGAGUCAUUGUAGAUUCUGGCACAACUUUGGCUUAUCUUGCCUCUGAAGCCUAUGAACCCUUUAUCAAUGCUAUAAAUGACCUGGUUUGGCAGUCUACCAGUCCCUUUGUAUCUAAAGAAGGGAUAAAGUGCUAUGUCGUUAAUGCGAGCAGCAGCAGCAGCAUAACCGACAUAUUUCCCCCAGUGGUUUUGAACUUUGAUGGUGGUGCGACCUUGGUUUUAAGACCAAGAGAUUACCUUUUCCGUUAUGAUCAUCUCGACCGUAAUGAAGUAUGGUGCAAUGGCUUUCUGAAACAUGAGCUUACAAUUUUAGGAGAUCUUGUUUUGAAGGAUAAAAUCGUUGUUUAUGAUAUAGCCAAUCAGAGGGUUGGAUGGGCCGACCAUGAUUGUUCCACAACGGUUAAUGUGUCCAUAACAUCUGGCAAGGAUGAAUUCACCAAUGCCGGACAGCUGAGUGUGAACCGUUCACCAAGAAGCGCGUUCCAUAAAACGCACAUAUUGUUUCUGAUGAUCGGUUUCUUAUUAUAGUGACUCACGGUUUCCUAUCCAAGUGAUUUUUUCCAAUUCAUAGCCAUAGCAAAGGCAGCUCACUGGCAACUGUGUAUCUCCUCUUAUCAUUAGGUCACUACCUGAAGUUGUGCUUUUUACUCAUCUAACUGGAGAUCAAAAGCUUCCAAUUUGUGUUGUAAAUUAUGUUUGUAGUUGGGUGAUAAUCAAGGUAUAAUGCUUUGUAAGCAUGGCUGGUUCCAUUUUUUGUUUUUGUUUUUUGGAUACAUGCAAUUAGGGUUUGUUGAUGAACAAGGAUUUUGUAUAUAGAUAUCAUUUGUUGCAAAUGCAAAGUAGUUAUUUUAUGUGAGAAA